Hevea brasiliensis (rubber tree) is the source of this 3122-nucleotide messenger RNA. RefSeq names its product probable polygalacturonase. Gene Ontology annotation, molecular function: polygalacturonase activity. The coding region runs from base 341 to 1768 and encodes 475 amino acids. The record is from RefSeq and is a predicted model, not a curated record. The transcript has 8 exons. NCBI's taxonomy places the organism in Eukaryota, Viridiplantae, Streptophyta, Magnoliopsida, Malpighiales, Euphorbiaceae. Gene Ontology annotation, biological process: carbohydrate metabolic process.
AUUAAAUAUUAUAUUACUUACCCUUUUCUGUUGCUUAAUAUUGUGCAUGGAGAAAAAAAUAAAAAAAAAAAUCUGUCAUUUCUUACUUCCCAAAUAUAUAAUUUUCUUUCGUGUCCUAUAUAAAUUAAUGUUAUUAGCCUUGUGUCAUUUGUAUAUAAUUAAUGCUUAUUAUUCAGUUUUUACAGAAAUUUUGCCCCUCUCUUUUUGUGGAGUGCUUCUUCUUGCUCUUUCUCCUCUUCUCCUUAUUGGGUACAGUUCUGUUUCUAUCUGUUGCUGUUUUGGCAUUAGACUCUGUUCUUUGUCUCCUGCAGAGGCUUUUUAUCCAUGAAGAUGCCAGUAAAUGUGCAGUAUUUGUUACCUCCAUUUGGAAUUAUUCAACAGCAUGGGCGACAUUUGUUUUGGUUUCUGUGUGGCAUUGCUCUUGCUGCUGGCUCUAAGCAAUGCUAUUGGAAUUAAUGGAGAAAAGAGCAGUGGACAGUGUGAUUAUAAGCCUAGUUUAGACCCAAGACCACAUAGUGUGUCCAUUCUUGAAUUUGGUGCAGUUGGAGAUGGGAAAACAUUAAAUACAAUUGCCUUCCAGAAUGCUAUUUUCUAUCUCAAGUCCUUUGCUGAUAAGGGUGGUGCUCAGCUUUACGUGCCACCAGGAAAAUGGCUCACUGGAAGUUUCAAUCUUACCAGCCAUCUCACACUUUUCCUGGAAAAAGGAGCUGUUAUUCUUGGAUCUCAGGAUCCAUCUCGUUGGGAUGUAGUAGAACCCUUGCCUUCAUAUGGUCGUGGGAUUGAACUUCCUGGAAAAAGAUAUCGAAGUCUAAUAAAUGGAUAUAAGCUGCUUGAUGUGGUGAUAACAGGUGAUAAUGGAACCAUUGAUGGCCAGGGCUCAGUUUGGUGGGAAUGGUUCAAUUCUCAUUCACUGAAUUAUAGCCGGCCUCAUCUCGUGGAAUUUAUAGAAUCUGAACAUCUUGUAGUUUCAAAUCUUACCUUCUUGAAUGCUCCUGCAUAUAACAUUCAUCCAGUAUAUUGCAGUAAUGUGCUCGUUCAAAAUAUGUCACUCUCUGCUCCUCCUAAAUCCCCGUACACCAUCGGUAUAGUCCCAGAUUCUUCCAAUAAUGUAUGCAUAGAGGACAGCAUUAUUGAAAUGGGUUACGAUGCUAUUGCCCUUAAGAGCGGCUGGGAUGAAUAUGGCAUUUCCUAUGAUAGAGCUACCAGAGAUGUGCACAUAAGAAGGGUCCACCUUCAAUCAUCUUCAGGCUCUUCCAUUGCUUUUGGUAGUGAGAUGUCUGGUGGAAUUUCUAAUGUGCGCGUGGAGCAGGUCCGCCAAUACAACUCAUUUAGUGGGAUUGAGUUUAGAACAACCAAGGGCAGAGGUGGUUAUAUUAAAGGAAUUUAUAUAUCAGAUGUUGAAAUGGAAAAUGUCAACUUAGCAUUAGGUGCCAUUGGCGAUUGCGGUUUACAUCCGGACGACAAAUUUGAUCCUAAGGCUCUUCCAGUGCUUGAUCAAAUAACCUUACAAAAUGUAACUGGUACAAACAUCGUAAUAGCAGGAAAUUUCACUGGAAUUCAAGAAUCUCCCUUCACCUCCAUCUGUCUCUUUAAUGUCUCCUUAAUGGUUUCAACCUCCUCAAAAUCUUGGAUAUGUUCCAGUGUUGUUGGCUUUUCAGAGUCCGUUUUCCCUGAACCAUGCCCUGAGCUGAAGAGCCCGUAUUCGAAUUCCUCAUCUUGCUACUCCCUCUUGAUUUCUUAUGGUGAAUCUGCAACUGCAAGCUUAUGAUACCAUAUUCCUUUACACUAAAAUCACAUGGGGUAAAAAUAUGGAUUCUUCUACAUUUCACUCUCUCAGAAGUAGGUGAGAUUCUUUCCAUUAAGACACAUGUCUAUAGGAGUAUUUUUGGUUCUUUGGUUUUGUUUGAAAUUUGCAGAUGAAUUAUUUGUACAGCUUCAUUUCUUCAUUCAUGUGUAAGAAAAGUUUUGGUAGUGAUUUGCAAGAACCACAAGGACUCAUUCUAGCAUUACACUUUAUUCCUUUCUUGUUUAUAAUAAAGUUUGCUGCUGUACACUUCCAUUAUCAAAAUACUUAAUUCUUGUUUAAGCCUCGUGCAAUUUUUUUUUCUGUUUAUUUAGCUUCGUUGCUCUGAAAAAUAUGUCCAGACAUACGACAGGUUAUCUAAAGAAAAAAAAGACAGAAUUAGAUUCCUCUUUAUUCUUUGGCAUUUUAUGAACGAUAAAGUAGCUCAAAUUGUGCAUUUUAAUAUAUUUUCAUGUGAGAUUAAAUACAUUUUCUUAAUUCAGUUUAAAUUUUUUUUAAAAAAAAUUGAUUAAAUUAUUUAUUUCGAAAAUUUAAUUUAAUUUUUUAAAUUCAAUUCGACUUUUAACUUCAAAAAAAUUAAUUUAUUCGGCUCAAUUCAGACUUAAAUUAAUCCAUGCUUGCCCUUUCAAUUCCUCGUGGAUCAUCACAGCAUGAAAACGGAGACCAAUGUCGGAUCCCGCUAUCCGAAACCCGGACCAAUAGCCCAAUACUCUGUUAUGAUAAGAACCCAAACCAUACAAUUCCUAAAAUGGAAACGAGAGACAAAAUUCAAACGAAGUUGACGAACCCAAGGCUGAAGCCGAUUAACGCUGGGCAAAGGGAAGUUUCGGUUAACCAAAGACGCCGUAAACCAGAGAGCGCUACCCCUCUUUCCGUCAUUCACUGCCAAUCUCAGGUAAGUUUGCCUCCAGUUCUCUUCUCUGGAGUUUUCUACAACACGAUGCGGAGAAAGAACUGCAUUCCUUGGGCUUCAAAUUUGAACGCAACUGUGCAAUUUCUUCAGUUUCAUUCUGCCCGUGAACUAAAUGAUUUUGAUCGCUUAUGGUUUAGGAACUGUGAUUAUGAUUUUUAAUGUCUAGUUUGUCACAAAAAUUUUUAGGAUAUUAUGGUCUCAUCGAAUAUCAGGGACCUCUUUACCGCAUUUAGUCCUUCAUUGGAUUACUUCGUAAUCAGUUCUGGAGAUGGUUGAAUAAGGGGCCAGGUGCAAACUGAGUUUGCAGACAUAACAUCAGAUGAUGCAAAUUUGUAUACUAAACCUGAUCGAGGUCACCUUUCAGUUGAUUAUAAAUGCAUGAAGUGGUUGUCCCUUGACAGUAAG